GAUUUUGUAUGAUCGUGUCAGGUGAAGUACUGUAAUCUCCUUUUGACCAGUUGAGAGUCCUAGAUGAGAGGAUUUCAUUCAGAAAAUGGAGGCAAACAAGCUCAAAAGAGAUGUUGAGGCCCUUAUAGACAACUACAUUGGACAGAAACUUAGGGAAGACGCCUUUGAUCCGAAGGGCAAGGGAACUUUCACAGCGCUGGAUGACUUGGCUCACUAUGAUCUUGCAAUCAGUGUUGCCCUUUGGUGGCUGGAGAAGAAGGAAGGACGACAUGUGCUCGACAGAGAGAUCAUUGGAGCAACAUGCAGUUUAGGAAGUGCCCAGUAUCCUAAUCGCUUAGAGCGGGAGGCUAUGAUCUUGUCAUCCUUUGCUGGGAUUAUUAUGAGUAGCCUGCCAGUGGAGGAAAUCUUGACUCUGUACAGGUGUAAACCAGCCACUUCAUACCCCAACCAGAAGUCCAAGGGCUCAAUUGUCUAUCCCAUCACUCUGUCCUAUCAUCUGUUUGCAAUACUUGGAUCCUACAAGGCCGUGUACCACUCCAAGAAACACAACAGGACAGCAGUGAUGUUCACCAGGAAAGGACUGAGCACUAUGAAGGCUCGCAAGAGUCUCUGCACAACUGACGUCAACCUCCAGCAACUGCCAGAUGUAGAGACAUUGAGCUAG
Messenger RNA from Neolamprologus brichardi, 664 nucleotides. The record is from RefSeq and is a predicted model, not a curated record. NCBI's taxonomy places the organism in Eukaryota, Metazoa, Chordata, Actinopteri, Cichliformes, Cichlidae.